AUGUCUCUGUCGGCAGCUGCAAACAAAAUUUCCGACUCGGAUUUCCAGAAUAUUGGCCCUGCUCCAAGACCGCCAGGCGCGUCUUACAACAAGACACAACCGAUCACCAAUUAUCUUGGACAGUUAGACCUUAAAGACAAACCACGCGGCUCAGGCGGUGAAGUUGGGACCGGAUUGCGAUCUGGACGUGGAUUCACGAAAAAAAAUGGUUGGAUACAAUACAAGGAUGAUGGAAUUCUGUCAUUUCUAUGGCAGAAAAGAUAUAUGGUGCUGAGCGACUCUUACUUGACAUUGUACAAGAACGAACCGCGUUCUGCGAGUGAAGACCCCGUUUUACAGAUUCCGCUAACGACGAUUGUGAGCGUUAGCCGCACACAGCUCAAACAGAAUUGUUUUGAAGUGGUCAGGAACCACGAUCGAGGCUCAGUGCCAGGAAGCAGCAGUGGCAACAGUAACAACACAAAUGGGGGGUCCAACGGCUCAGGCUCGUCUCCGUCACCUUCUUCGAGCUCAGAUUACAACCGCAAAACCAUUUAUAUCUCCACGAAGACCGAAAUCGAGCUCCAUUCAUGGCUAGAUGCGAUUUUCGCCAAAUGUCCCUUGCUGAGUGGAGUUUCGUCACCCACUAAUUUCACCCACAAAGUGCAUGUUGGAUUCGACCCCGAGACGGGCUCUUUCGUCGGAAUGCCCUCUAACUGGGAAAAACUGCUGAAACACUCUCGAAUUACUGGAGAAGACUGGAACAACAAUUCUGCCGCUGUUAUUCAGGUUUUGCAGUUUUAUCAGGAAUAUAACGGCGUGGGAACUGGCGCUAGUACUGGUACUGGUGCACCUGCUACUGCUGCUGCCGCUGCUGCUGCAGGCAUGGGAAACGUCUCUGCUUCUUCUUCAUCUUCCUCAUUACCAAAAACACAGAACUUUCCACAGCAGUUUCGUCCACAAGAUCAGCCAAUCAGACAGCCGUCCGCAGACUUGGUCCCUCACCGUAAGCCACCCACGCCGCCCUCCGCGUCAAACGCGCAUCGCCCUAAUUUGCAGGUCACCACAUCUUAUCAAAAUGCAAGACCGCCACACCCGGCCUAUCCAAGCUCCAAAUCUGUAGCUUCUCUACAGAAUCGACCACCUCAAUCGCAUCUACCGUCACCUGUCUCUUCUGCUCACAGGAUUCCAAUUGCUCAGCAAAACCCAUAUUCCCCAGCAAAGCAGCCAAUUCCAACUCAGCAGCAUCAAGUCCCACAGCAGAGGUCAAUGCCUCAUCAGGAACCAUCGCGCUUUCAGCAUAACCUGCAUAAUCCUUACUCUUCAAAGAGCCCACAAGUGUCUUCUCAGGCCGGAUCUAAGGAGCAGACCGAUCAACGACGCCCUCAGCAGCGUCCCCCAAUCAAUAACUCUCCGCAUUCUAACUCAUCCACACCUCCACCAAGACUCCACCCUCAUAGAGCACCGCCAUCGGGACCUAAGCUACCCGCUGGGUCAGGUGCAAGCUCUGCUGCGGCAGCUGCCAUGCGUCAGCAACCUAAAGACGAUACUGUACCAACUUAUCUUCAGCCCACUAGGGAAGCACCCAAGAAACCUGAUGUCCAAUUGCAACAAAAGAAAGAUGUUGGAGUUACUAAACCUCGCAAACCUUCGAAGCCAACCAUGUCAAAUGCAGAAAUUAUGGCUAAAUUGAAAAGUGUUACAUUCAACUACGAUCCAAGCCCUUUCUUUCAAAUGAUGGAAAAGGCUGGACAGGGCGCAAGUGGUUCUGUAUACCUUGCUCAAAGAAGUCAAUUGCCCACCUACGAAGAAGGAAAUCUCAACGAACAAAUAGGUGAACAACAUGUCGGAGAUAAGGUUGCCAUCAAGCAAAUGAUAUUGUCAAAGCAGCCUCGGAAAGAACUGAUAGUAAAUGAAAUUCUAGUAAUGAAAGAUUCCCAACACAAGAAUAUCGUUAAUUUUCUGGAAGCGUAUUUGAAAACAGAAGACGAUCUCUGGGUUGUCAUGGAGUAUAUGGAAGGUGGAUCUUUGACCGAUCUGAUUGAAAAUAGUCCCGCCAAUGGGAGCAACAGCUCACCUUUAACAGAACCUCAGAUUGCUUACAUUGUGCGGGAAACCUGUCAGGGCCUAAAGUUUUUGCACGACAAGCAUAUUAUUCACAGAGACAUCAAAUCCGAUAACGUAUUAUUGGACCACAGGGGGAGGGUCAAGAUUACAGAUUUCGGUUUCUGUGCUAAGCUCACAGACAAGAGAAGUAAAAGAGCAACUAUGGUGGGAACGCCGUACUGGAUGGCGCCAGAAGUUGUCAAACAACGUGAGUACGACGAAAAAGUAGAUGUAUGGUCGCUCGGUAUCAUGACCAUCGAAAUGUUGGAGGGCGAGCCCCCAUACUUGAACGAAGAUCCUUUGAAGGCACUCUAUCUGAUUGCUACAAACGGGACUCCUAAACUCAAGCAACCAGAGACACUUUCAUUAAAAAUAAAGAGAUUUUUGAGUGUCUGCUUAUGCGUUGAUGUAAAAUACAGAGCCUCGACGGAAGAAUUGUUGCACCAUAGCUUUUUUGAUAUGAGCUGUGAACCAGCAGAAUUAAAUCCACUACUGGAAUGGAAGAAGUAG
Lachancea sp. 'fantastica' is the source of this 2595-nucleotide messenger RNA. NCBI's taxonomy places the organism in Eukaryota, Fungi, Ascomycota, Saccharomycetes, Saccharomycetales, Saccharomycetaceae. The record is from the annotation of a GenBank genome assembly.